UGUAGAGAAAGAGAAGUGAUAUUCCAAGGAUACCUUAUAAACAAAAAAAAAGAUAUCUUUUUGAUAUACUUCGCCACCGGCAUUCUUCAUUUCCUUUUUAGUUAUCAACCAGGAUUAACAAUUAAUUCUUCAUUUCAUUACUCUAAAUCAAUCACUUACCUUUUCCACGAUACACACACAGAUAGUUUUGUUUUGUCUUUGUGUAAUUGGGAUUCGGAAAAAGUAGUUUUAAGUAAACAAUGUUGGAAUUGGGGGCGGUGAGGCGGUGCUACUCGGAUGCGGUGGAGGGAGUGAAUGUCGGAUUGGCUUUUGUUGAUUCGGUCAUUGCGUUUCUAGCUCUAUAUAAGUUGAUUAGAAUUCAUUCAAGAAAUACACAGCUUGGAUGGACUCGCCAAAAGGUCAUUCAUCUAUUGAUUGGGUCGUCCAAUCUUGGUUAUUUCCUUUAUUUUGUAUUAAAUCUGGUUGCUGCUUGUAAGGGUUGGAUUUGCUGGUCGUAUUCCUGUGGUUUUGUUAUCAUGGCCUUCCCCAGAAUUCUGUUCAUUGCAGCAUUUCUCCUGCUUUUGUCAUUUUGGGUGGACCUGUGUCAUCACCCCAUUGAUGAAGAAGAAGAUGAUGGAUAUAACCCCCAAGAAGCUCUGCUUGAGAAGAUGAGCAAAACUAGUCCACAGACUAAUGGAAACCGAAGGUGUUGCUCCUUCAGGUUAGCUCAUAUCGGAAGCCGUCAAAAGAUUGUGAUUGUGGUAACAGUUUUACUUUUUGCAAUAAUGAUAGCAUCUUCAGUACUGAUAUGGAUUGGGGUGGAUAGCAGUCCUAUCGAGUCUGCAAUUGUUGCUCAGGUAUAUGUAGAUCUUAUUGCCGUGGUUGUCCUUUUUCUUGGAGGAGCCUUGGCAUGCUAUGGAGGUGUAUUAUUCUUGAAAAUGAAAAAAGUAAGAUCUGAGCGGGCUUCAUCUGAAAUGCAGAAGGUUGCUGGUUUGGCUGUUGUCUCCGUUAUUUGUUUUACAUCAAGUGCUUCAGUUGCAAUUGGUACUCAAAUACCUCUGUUUUAUGACUCGGAUGAAGGACACAUGGAUGCUUUCCGUACUUCAGUUCUUCUCGUUUUGUAUUAUUUUAUAGGUUCAUCAGUGCCUUCAGCAGUUGUUUUAUUCCUGAUGAGAGAACUGCCACCUCCCCUCAUCAAUAAUACUAGGCGCGAAGAAUCAACAACGAUAACAUUCAUACAUGAGGACUCAACGACAGCAGCUCAACGACAGAGCUGGACUAGAGCAACUCAGAAUCAGGUAUCGAGGGCAAGCCCCAUAUGAAGUUUGACAUGGUGUAAUUCAACCAAGGAAAGAAAAGAUUUAGAAGGCCCCCUGAGGAGUAGAGCCGCAAGGCUGCCUUUGCUGAGCCUUUUAGUUUGAUAGAUUUGUCUGUAUUGUACAUAGCACUACUAUUUUCUAACUUAUGCUCAAAAUUCUUUUUUCUGGUUAUUGCAAUAAGCCUGUUUAAUUA
Messenger RNA from Salvia hispanica, 1491 nucleotides. Its product is annotated as tobamovirus multiplication protein 1-like. The record is from RefSeq and is a predicted model, not a curated record. Lineage: Eukaryota; Viridiplantae; Streptophyta; Magnoliopsida; Lamiales; Lamiaceae.